Rhagoletis zephyria (snowberry fruit fly) is the source of this 2836-nucleotide messenger RNA. RefSeq lists its product as uncharacterized. Gene Ontology annotation, cellular component: membrane. Gene Ontology annotation, biological process: sensory perception of sweet taste; detection of chemical stimulus involved in sensory perception of taste. NCBI's taxonomy places the organism in Eukaryota, Metazoa, Arthropoda, Insecta, Diptera, Tephritidae. The record is from RefSeq and is a predicted model, not a curated record. Gene Ontology annotation, molecular function: sweet taste receptor activity.
AUGUCCAGAGCACGGAAUAUUUUUCGUCGUGGCACAAAAAAAGAUUACGAACACUCAGGAAGCUUUUUGGAGGCCAUUGGACCCGUUUUGCUAUUGGCACAGCUAUUUGCUUUGAUGCCCGUUUGUGGUGUGCUCUCAAAGUCUGCAUCAGAAAUGUAUUUUUCUUGGAAAUGUGUGCGCACCUGGUACGCUUUGCUGGUAAUCGCCUGCCUGGGACCCGCCAGUUUGGUCACGAUUUCUGUUGCAUUCCGUGCAUCGUUUAGUUUCGACACAGUUGAGGCGGUCGUUUUCUAUGUAUCGAUAUUUGUUAUUUCUAUAGCAUUUUUUCAAUUGGCACGCAAAUGGCCAGCGCUGAUGCUGCAAUGGGAGCGUACCGAGUCCCAGUUGCCGCCCUUAAAUACCGAAAUGCAGAAAGCAGCUUUGGCGUAUCGUAUAAAAAUGAUCACACUGGUGGCCACUAUGUGCUCUGUGGUGGAGCAUUUGCUGAGCAUGUUGGGUAUUAUCUAUUAUGUAAACGCGUGUCCAGCCAUACCGGGACAUCCCAUUCAGAGUUUCCUCUACUCAAAUUGGUCGCAGUUUUUUGUUUACUUCGACUACAGCAACCUGGCGGGCAUCUUUGGCAAAGUCUUGAAUGUGAUAUCGACAUUCGCGUGGAAUUUCAAUGAUAUCUUCGUGAUGGCGGUGAGCGUGGCGCUAUCGGCACGUUUUCGCCAACUCAACGAACAUAUGUUGCGUGCAGUCAAGCGGCCAACCACGCAGAAAUUUUGGAUGGAAAAUCGCAUAAAUUAUCGCAAUUUAUGUAAACUAUGCGAAGCUACAGAUGACACCAUUUCCGUUAUUACGCUAUUAUGUUUCUCCAACAACUUAUUUUUUAUAUGCGGAAAAAUUCUUAAGAGCCUACAGAAAAAGCCAUCCUAUUCACACGUUAUGUACUUCUGGUUCUCGCUGGGCUUCCUUUUGAUGCGCACACUAAUGCUAUCGUUGUACAGCGCCGAAAUUAAUGAUGAAUCGCGACGGCCGCUUGUGGUUUUUCGUGGUAUUUCGAGUGAAUAUUGGUGCCCUGAGCUUAAACGUUUUUCGGAAGAAGUGACCACAGACGUGGUUGCACUAUCGGGCAUGAAAUUUUUUCAUUUGACUCGUGGGCUGGUGCUCUCGGUAGCCGGCAGCAUUGUCACCUACGAAUUGGUUUUGCUACAAUUCAAUAAAGAAGACAAAGUGAACGAUUGUUACGAAUAUUGGCAAAUUAUGAAAUUCGCACUUAAAAUCGGUUGGAAGAUCGGAAAUGUCACUGCGGAUGCUCGUUUACGCGUGCAACAACAACAGCAAAUGCGCAAAAGCCAACGUAUGUGGCGUCGUCAGUGUGACAAAGGCGGCACGCGCCGGCUUAGCCAAAGUGCCACAAAUGUUGCCGCAUUAUUUGGACCAUCAACGCCCCAGCGUGACCACAAAGCUCUACUAAUUAAGCGUACGUGUACCGAAUUUCUUGCCCAAAUGGAGCUGCUGCAUCUGCAGAUAGAUAAACCACCAAAAGUUUUAGCUAAGUCGGAGAAGAAAAAGUUUCAACCCGAUGGCAGUUUUCAUCAAGCGGUAGGAAGAGUCUUUCUCUUUGCCGAGUUUUUCGCUUUCAUGCCAGUCAAGGGAGUCACAGCAUCACAGCCCAGCCAAUUGUCGUUCUCUUGGACAAAUCUACGAACUUUAUAUUGUUUGCUUUUCAUACUGACGACUACAAUUGAUUUGGGAUUGUCAAUAAACAAAUUGCUAUAUAAACCUAUCAACUUCAAUAGUGUUGAGCCACUAAUAUUUCGCAUGUCCAUCAUUGUGGUUUGCAUUAGCGCUAUUGUAUUGGCGCGCAAAUGGCCGGCAUUGAUGUUGUACUGGGAUGAGAUGGAGAGCGAUUUGCCGGAGUAUUUAACGCAAAUGGAAAAAGGACGUCUGGCGUACAGGAUUAAAAUAGUGACAAUUGUGGCCAUGAUGUUGUCACUCGCCGAGCAUUUACUGAACAUUAUUUCCAACAUACUCUACUCCAAUGCCUGUCCGCAGUCUGAUGACCCAAUUAAGGAUUACUUUAUUCUUACCAACCAGCAAAUUUUUGAUGUCUUCCCUUACUCUGUGUAUUUAGCUAUUUGUGGAAAAUUAGAGAAUAUUAUAUGCACCUUCAUUUGGAAUUUUAUGGAUGUGUUUGUGAUGAUUGUCAGUCUGGGAUUGGCGGCAAAAUUUAAGCAGCUCAAUGAUAACUUAUUCAAGUUCAAGGGCAUGCAAAUGCCCGAGAUCUUCUGGUUGACUCGUCGCAAACAAUACCGGAACCUUUGUGAGCUUUGCGCACGCAUUGAUGGCGCCAUUUCGCUCAUCACAAUGAUAUCCUUUUCGAAUAAUUUGUAUUUUAUUUGUGUGCAACUGCUGCGUAGCCUUAAUAAAAUGCCUUCGUUCGCACAACUCGUCUACUUUUACUUCUCGCUUUUCUUUCUUAUCGGUCGCACAUUGGCUGUCUCAUUGUGUUCGGCCAGCAUCAAUGAUGAAUCCCGCAAACCGUUGCGCGUUCUACGCUGCAUACCCAAGGAAUCGUGGUGCACUGAGGUGAAACGUUUCUCGGAGGAUAUUAACAGUGAUUUGGUUGCAUUAAGUGGCAUGAAAUUCUUUUAUCUCACAAGGAAAUUGGUGCUGAGCGUUGCUGGAACGAUUGUGACAUAUGAGCUGGUACUUAUACAAUUUCAUCAGGAUGGUGCGCUGGGUGAAUGUGUUAGUAAUCUACGCCCUCUGUCAUCGGCGAGUAAUGGUAGCGCGCAUUGAGUUGGCGUAGGUGAAUUGGCCAAUAAUACAGUUAUUACAUAUAAUACAU